This is a messenger RNA of Coffea arabica (coffee), 1963 nucleotides long. The record is from RefSeq and is a predicted model, not a curated record. Lineage: Eukaryota; Viridiplantae; Streptophyta; Magnoliopsida; Gentianales; Rubiaceae.
UGUUUGUUCAGUGCUCUAAUUGUUUUCUAUUCUUUAAGUUGAACGAGAUAAUUAAUUACAAGUAAGCUUGUUCGCGUUAAUACGAGAAGAAUGAAGAGAAAAGAUUAUAAGAAGAUACCGGUCAACUCUUUCUUGGUCGAAAUAAAGUGGCGCAAUUCUACCAGGCUUAAAUACGAGAAUCGCAUUAAAGUUGUGUACCCUAAAGGGCAAAAAAAAAAAGGAAAUAUAGUUCAAAAUAUCCUUUAAAAUCAAGUCAGUAAAUUUUGGUCUCAAUCCAAGUUUCCGACUACUUUUUACCUCGAAUCCAUUACAUGAUUCAUGCAUAGUUAUUUUUUAGGGAUAAAAAAGUUAUAUUUCAUUUGUAGUUAAAUAAAUGAUCCGAUUCAUAUUUAUUUUUACCCCUAAAAAAGUAGAAUAUGUUCCAAACCAUAUUCAUUUUUUCUAAAAGAGUGGGAUAGGACCUAAUACAUAUUCAUUUUUUCACUAAAAAAAUGGAAUAUGACCCUUUUGCACAUAAAAAAUUGUCUACACGUGAGUCUAAUGGCGAUUUUAAGCUAAAAAAUUAUCAAAAAAUUUAGCUGGAACUAAAUUUUAUUAACUUAAAUUUAUAAAAGAUGUGAAUUUAACAUUUUAGAAUAUGAAGGAUGAAAAAGUUCAUUUGAUGAUCUGUAAGGGAUGUUUUGAACAAUUUUUUUUUCAAAAAAAUCUUAAUUGUCUCAUAACGAAGCAAUAAAAUAAUUGUUAAACCAUAUAAUUUGUCAUUUUUUUCAGCUAUUAAUCUUUCCCUGUUUCACAUGUUAUAGAUUAAAGUCCGAUGACACUGGAAACUUGGAGCCCACGUACCUAAGAAAUUUCCUAAAAAGUAAAAAGUAAAAACUGACAAAUUCCUCACACUGCCUGGUUGCUGAUUACCGUUUUAGAAACUUGGAGCCCACGUCCCUAAGUUAUUUCCUAAAAAUUAAAAACUAACAAAUUCCUCAAGCUGCCUUGUUGCUGAUUCGUCUCAGAGAAUCUCUUCUUUCCUAUUACUGGAAGUAUUUGUCUUGGAUUUCUUGAAAUCCUAGGGCUAGGAAAAGUUUGUCGAGUCUAUAAGAAAAUCGAUAUCCCUAAUCAAACAUCUUAGCAGAUUUUAAGCGUCUCCAAAGAGAUUCUCAAUUAAAGGUUCGUUUUCAUAGCAUCGAUUGUUUUCCGUUCUUUGUUCUAAUUUUAGUGCAGGUUCUCCCUGAAACUUAAUUAUCAAACAAAUCAUCAUGGAGACCUUAGAGCAUGUGAAAAAACCAAAAUCACAAAAUUAUUGUGUUUUCAUGCAGGAAAAAGAGAGCAAGAAUGAAGAAAAUCCCCACAAAAAGGGAGAGGAGGCAAUCCCUGAUGGAAUAAUGCGUGAAGUUUCUGUUGGGAAGGGAUUAUCUGGAGCCCUGAAGCUGUUGUUAGAUCAAGGAUAUCUCAAGGAAACUAAAGAAUUGAGUAAUCCGAAAACGGGCUCGAAAACAAGCAAGCUUGGCGGGAUUUAUGAUGAUCGGGGACAAAGGGAGAUAAUCAUUGAGAGAAGAGAUGAGCUUGGAAAUGUCAUGAAUGAAAAAGAAGCUUUUCGCCAACUUUGUUAUAAGUUUCAAGGGAAGAGGCCUAGUAAAACUAAGCAAGACAAGCGUAUGCGGAAGAUCGAGAGGGAGAAGAAUGUGAAGCUAUCGUCCCAGAAUUCUGAAGAAAGUAUGGUGCUAAUGGAUAAUGCUUUGAAGAAGCUUCAAAAACCUUAUCUUGUUAUCGAAGGGAAAAAAAGGGCUACAUGAUGAAUAGUGCCCACCUGUUGGCUCGCAUGAAGGUCAAUGGCCUGAGCACCAAGAUGCAGCUCCUCGCAAGAGCACUAAAACUAGUAAGUUCCGUGAAGAUCUGCAAUGCAAUACCCUGAACUUUAGGAAUAUUCUACUGUCACAGUGCACUUUAUCUACUAUUGGUAAUUUUUCUC